GUGGAGCAAUGUUUGCUUUUUAUUGUGCAUUAAUUCUAAUGUGAUAAUUAAAUGCGGUCAUCUGUGUUGAAAGCGUGUAAGUGGAAGAAAUGAAUUGAAAUUCACUUGAAGAGUGUAUUGAACUGAAAAUCGAUGCUAAAACAGAUAAAAUGACAAAAACGAAUGCAAGUGAAUCUAGUAAAACGGCAUGCAAGCGACUUGGAGUUGUAGCGGCAGAUGAGAUGCUGCCACACGAGAUGCAACGAGAGUGGCUCGAACAAAACGAAGAAAUGGUUUUAGAAAAUUUGAAUCUAGAGCUAACAUCAACAGAAAAUUCUGAUGAAGAUUUAGUGGAAGAAGAGGAAGAAGAUGAAGUGGAUUCAUGUUCAUCGUUUAGUUUGCAGGAAUGCAUAAACGAGUUUCGCGCACGUCGUAUACGUCGCAUAUCUUCACACAGUCGGGAUGUACAAAAUGAAAACCCAACCACACAGGUUACGAGUAAUGUAACGUCUUUAAAUAAUAAAAAAAAUAAUAAAGACAUAGAUGAUGCUGAUUUAAUUAAACAAAACCGUAGCAAUAGAGAGCAGGAACGUAAGUGUAAACCUUGUAAAAAUGGUUUCUGUUAUUGCUUUACAAGCGACAGUGGGGAUGGCAGUUGUACUGGUUUAGGAACGGCACGUGGCACACACGUGCGACAGCAUAGGCGUCACAAAAAUGAGCAAAUACAAGUUGCUCAACAACAUAACAAAAAACACAAAGAAAAGCAAAAUGAUAACUUGUCACAUCGUCGUGUCGUAGAUGACCUACAAAUACCGAAUACAGUGAGAUCCAAUACAAGUGGUGAGUUUUUAACAGCAUUUAGUCGUCUGGAAACUACAACAAAUGAUGAACCACUCAUACAUAUUAUACAAGAGCUACACAAUAAUUGUGUUAUAUCCGAAGUACGUGUGAAUAAAGAAAAAGCACUAACACAAGGAUCAUAUUCGCAACCAGAAUCGAAAAAAAUUACUUUAAAGGGAGAGGUGAAUAAGACAUCUCCUGUGAAAGAAUGGUGUAAACCAACAGCACCGCCUUUGGAAAAAAUUACCGAAAAUGAUAGUAUAUCUGAUACUUCCACUUAUGUGUCGGCACUCGAUAAAACAAUCAAAUGCGAUGAAUGUACGCACCGUAAACAUAAAGCUGCUGGCCGUUUAUUACAAAAACGUUUGUCGGCAACAUCGGGUCAGAUAAAGCCUAGAAAUAUUAAGGAACCACCUCCUAAGCCACCGCGCAGCUCAAUUGGUUUUGAACACAAGGAUUCGGUUAGUUCACUUGUGUCCACUUCGCCUUCAGUACGUGAGGCAGAGCUUAUUGUUGAUAAGUUUCUUGUUUCGAGAGGUGUUAAGAUAAACACUAGUCCAGCAAAAUUAAGAAAUAAGGAUACGAGUAGGAAGAGUGGCAACGAUUUACCGCAUAAAUCCGUUAGCAAAUCAGACAAAAGGAAAUCAUAUCCAUUAACAAUAGCAGAAGAGAAACCGCAACGAAAACCGCUAUUUACUUAUCCUAAUCUUAGUGAUUUGGAGCUUGGUGAUGAUAUAAAGGAACUUAAGAACCAAAAAAAUUUACGUCGCUAUGCUUCCGAAAAACCUUUAGCUAAAGAAAUAACAGUGGGUUGGCAUCAACCGAAAAUUGCGGAAAUGCUUAAUUACGAUGCUGCGUCUAAACCCAAGCAGUUCAGAUCUCAAGGCACACAAGCUGAACCACAAGUUAUUGGUUGGCAAAUACCACCAAAAAUGCAAAUAGAUAUGGUGGAUGGUGGCGUAUGCCAUAAUCUUGCCGCAAACAUAGAAACAAAAAGUACUCCUGUAAAAACUCGUAUUUUCAAUAAUAAAGAUAAAAGUUUUCCUUGGUCUAAACAACUGCGAAACUUUUCACCAUGGCCAGUGAAGAAUAAACGAAAAAAUUCAACCCCACGUUCGAAAAGAAGUAAAACUGCUUCGUUUUUAUGCAAUUCAAAGAAGAAAAUAUUACGUUUGGUAUCACCAAAAAAGGAUAAUAACAUUCCCAAUAGAAUUAGAAGACAACAAACACCACAUCGUACUAUUGGUGUACAGACAACUGGAAGCGAUAUACAAUUAUAUGAACCCAGUUUAAUACGCCAAUCUCCGCCUGGCAGUUAUCAUUCUCCUAUACAAACGUCACCGCAAUCCACAACACCGACACGUUCGAGUGAUGCAAAUGUAGAACAAUUUGAUUUUUCACGUACCAUACAGUCACCACCGAAGGCUAAAUCUCGUUUACAACCAACUCAGAGAAAAUUGCAUUUUCCAACCGGUUGCGGUCGUGUAAUGUGUAUUAAAAGCUGUUGCAAAUCAUCGAUCAUUGAAAGUAUCGAUGAACAGAGGCUUUCAAAUCUGCAUAAUAAGACCUAUCAAUCAUACCAAACUGAUUUGGAUAAUGAUGUGAAUAUUUCGAAGAUGAGCUAUAUUUUGGGAAAUAUACGAGCAAAAUUGGAAGCUAGUGAUGAGUUUGCAGUAAGAACCUUUCAGGAGGUUGAACGUCGUGAGCAUCAACAUGACAAUGGUUUUGAUUGCGUUGAUGGUCACAAUAGUAAUAUAUCACGUCACGGUUUAAGACUCCACAACCUCAAUCAUCGUUUAGAAAAUAUAGACCGACAGGAUCCACUUUACUCAGAAAUAGAAGAGGAAAGAAUGCAUAUAAGUGGUAGUCCAGAUUUUGAUAAUAAAACGGGAUUGGAAACUAAAACAACUGAAAAGAAUUUUGAUCAUUUAUAUGCGAAAGUAAAUAAAGCAGCAAAAAAUAAAAAAAACCAAUCAACUACUACUUCUACAACAACAACAACACUAACGCCUUUAGGUAAAAUUCUUCAUGAAUCUUUAAAAUCGAAAAAUUCAACUCUACCACCUUUAUAUGAGUCCACAAGCCUCGAUGUGUCUUAUACGUCACCAACACCAGACUCAGUGUCCACAGAAUUGCCGCCUUUACCACAAUCUCCGAAAGGAAAUAAAAAUGCGCUAAGUCAUUCCUCGUCUCUUAAUAACAUAAUGGAACAACAUUCAUUACCAAAGAAUAAUCGUAAUCUUAGCAAAUCAGAUUUGUCUAUAUAUCGUAGUGAAAUAUUUUUGGAUAAUUUAUGCCAUGCUGAAGUGGAAUGCUUGGAAAAAGUUGAAAAUAGCGAUUUGGAUCGAACUUACGUUUCUUUGCCUGGUUGUGAUUCAUACGAUGCUCAACCAAUUGAUACAAUAUCAUACGAAAUGCCAAAUGAGGAUGAAACUCACUCAAAUACUGCAGGUAGUCAUUUGGGCCUAAGUUUAACUUCACCACCACAAAGACGGGAUCAGAGCACACCGAAGAAAAAUCAUAACAAUGGCAGCUAUGGUGGACCUCAGCCCCGAACUUUUAUUACUAAGCUGAUAGAUGAGGAAAAUCGAGAUAGAAGAAAGCAACUUGACAUCAGCAUUGAUUGUGUUAGUGUAGAUCAGCCAGAUAUCCAAAAUCAUAGCAGUAGUUGUCCGGUAACGCCACAUAAAGUAUCUGCUACACCGAACGAAGCACGAUGUAUACAUUCCGCUAGUUUAAAUGAAAUUUCCAAUUAUGAUAAUGUAAACAAAAACAGCCUAAACAGUAACACCAGAAAUGAACUAUCCAUCAAUGGUGGAACACGUUAUAAACGCCUUAAAAAUGCAUUAAGACAAUCAUUGCGAAAGAGUAAGAACUUCGUACGCAAAGAGACCAAACGUUUGUCUUUAUCGCUUUUAACAACACCCGGAGGUGAAUUAAAUGACCCAGAAAAAUAUCUUUCAAUGACAUCACUAAAUUUGGAUAGACUCUUUUGCUUUGGUGAUGACGUGCCUCUUGCGCAGCAAAUUGCUACAGCGGUAAGCAUUUGUCGUCAAACACCUGGUUUUGAAGUUUCCGCCGAAAUGGUUGAAGCUGAGCGUUUGUUACUCUAUUCCACGUUGUGUGCUGAUAUGGAGAAACAGCGUUUAAAUUUAGUACAAAUACGUGGCUUAGAAUAUGGCAGAUCUGAAGAAUAUACACGUCGAUUUUUUGUGGAUGGAAUGCGUUUUCCAAUUAAGCCAGAUGUUUGUUAUGAUCUUACCUUCAAUUACUUUUAUAUUGUGACCUUUGAAUGUGCAGGUGUGAUACGUUCCACACAAUCUGUGGAAUGCGUCAAUCAUGAAGCGGUUUUCCGAGAUUGUGGAAUUGAAUUUUUUUGCAUGGAUACAGACGCUGUAGGUAUGGAACCAGUUAUAAGUUGUAAGAUUUAUAUGCUUCGAUUGCGCAAGAUAUCAACAUUAUCAAUUGAUACAAGAAAAUCUGUUAAAAUGACAAACGUUAAAAACUCUAGUCCCCCGUCGUCAUCAUCAUCAGAUGAUGGUGUAUUUUCACGUUUUUGUUUGCAUGCAGAAUUCAAACUCAAACCAAUAGAUUUUAUUCCCUACACAUGUGUGGAGUCCGAAACCAAGAAAUCGGAUAAAGUUUACUUGCGAACUGCAAACAAUUAUUGUGUACCUAUAAGAUUUUGUUCAAAAUCAACUAAUCUAGUGAAAGAAAUUGAGCUUUCAGCACGUACCGAAAUACGUUUUCCGAAACGGAAAAAAGAGGGAUUUCUAAAUGUACAAGAUCCAUAUACAUUACAUAAUUGGAAUCAGCGUUGGGUCACAUUGAAUGGUUUACAUAUUUAUAUAUGGCAGGACGAAAAUAGUGUUGAUUCUCAACCAUUAUUCUCUUUAGACUUACGACAUAGUAAACAAACGGCACCCGUUCUUUCAUCUCCGCCGGAGUUGUGUGCAAGACCUCGCUCGUUUUGUCUGCAAUGUGACGUUUUCAAAUCUGAGGAAAACCAUGAUACAGCAGGGGUUUUCUUCGCAGCAGAAACGUUGUUGGAUCUCAAUGCUUGGUUAGAUGCAGUUAACAUAGUUCUAGACUUCAUUACCAAGUGGUUGUAAUAUACUUAGUCAAAAUCAUAUUGAUAAUUUGUGCCUAAAUUUGCCUUUAAAAUCUGUUAUAUU
This is a messenger RNA of Teleopsis dalmanni, 4994 nucleotides long. RefSeq lists its product as uncharacterized. Bases 150 to 4931 code for a protein of 1593 amino acids. The transcript has 8 exons. The record is from RefSeq and is a predicted model, not a curated record. NCBI's taxonomy places the organism in Eukaryota, Metazoa, Arthropoda, Insecta, Diptera, Diopsidae.